Messenger RNA from Symbiodinium sp. CCMP2456, 3213 nucleotides. The record is from the annotation of a GenBank genome assembly. NCBI's taxonomy places the organism in Eukaryota, Dinophyceae, Suessiales, Symbiodiniaceae.
AUGGCGGGCCGUGGCACCGACAUCGUCUUGGGAGGCAACCCCGAGACCAUGGCGUGGGCCCGCCUGCAAGAGAAGUACGCCUCGCGCCUCGACGUGCCGAACGAAGAGUGGGACGAACUGGUCAAGUCGAUCGACCAAGAGUUCGGCAUGAAGACGCAGGGCAAGGAAGUCAAAGAGCUGGGCGGCCUCUACAUCAUCGGCACCGAACGCCACGAGGCGCGCCGCAUCGACCUCCAGCUCCGCGGCCGUUCGGGCCGGCAGGGCGACCCCGGUUCGAGCCGGUUCUUCCUGUCGCUCGAAGACGACCUGCUGCGAAUCUUCUUCGGCGACUGGGUCCGCAAGAUGAUGCAGUCGCUCGGCCUCAAAGACGGCGAGCCGAUCGAGUCGGGCAUGGUCCAACGCCGCAUCGAAGGCGCUCAGAAGAAGCGCGAAGAGAUGAACUUCGAGGCGCGGAAGAGCCUGCUCGAGUACGACGAGGUCAUGAACUCGCAGCGGCAGCGCGUCUACGGCUACCGCCAGCAGAUCCUCGACGGCGCCAACACCCGCGGCCUGCUGCUGGACAUGAUCCACGAGCAGAUCGACCAGCGCCUCGACGUGCUGCUCGACGCGAAGUACGGCAUCGAGUCGUUCUCCGCCGGCGCCGGCAAGGCGUUCGGCGUCGAGCUCGACCCGCGUGACUUCCGUAACCUGUCGUUCGAAGAGGCCGACCGCCUCGCCCACGACGAGGCCGAACGCCAAGCCGAGGCGCAGAUCUUCGACGCCAUCGAAGAGAACCUGCCGGCCGACGACGAGGCGGAAUGGAACUGGGACGCGAUCACCAAGUGGGCCAACGCCCGGUUCGGCCUCAACCUGCGUGACCGCGACCUCAAGAAGGUCGGCCGCGACCACCUCUCGACCGAACUGAUCGAGCGGGCCAACGAAGCGCUCGCCAAGGUCGAUCUGUCGGGCGGCGAGCCGCUGCUGAAGCCGAGCUUCGGCGUUGAUUCGGCGUGCGCCUGGAUGCGAGACAAGUUCGGCGUGCUGCUCGACCCGGCGGAGCUCGCCCCGCUGGAGCCGGACCAGAUCAAGCAGGUCGCUCACGAGCGUACCGAGCAGGCCUACGACGCCCGCGAGGCGGAGUACCCGGUCCUGGCGGCGAUGUACCGCUUUGGCGCCAAGCAGCAGACGCUCGACCGCGACGGGUUGGUCGAUUGGUCGUCGCGCCGCUUCGGCGUCGACGUCUCGUUGGACGACCUCAAGAGCAAGCAACGCGAAGAGAUCCGCCAGCAGCUCAUCGAGUACAGCCGCGAGUCGAACGCCCGUGCGGCGAAGGUCGCGGCGGACGCGCAGAGCCGCGUCGAGAUGCUGUUCAAGUCGGCCGACUCGAAGGCGACGCUGGCGUCGAUCGGCGGCGCCGAGGAGAAGCUCACCGAGUUCGCCGCUUGGCUCGAGAACGAGACGGGGGACGCGCUCGACACGGCGGCCUUCGCCAAGCUCACUCGCGCCGAAGCGACGCGCCUCGUGGACCGGAUGGUCGAGGACCGCUACCGCCCCGAGAUGCGUCGCAUGGAGCGGCAGCUGUUGCUGCAAGUGCUCGAUCAGGGUUGGAAGGAACACCUGCUGGCGAUGGACCACCUGCGGUCGAGCGUCGGCCUGCGGGGCUACGCGCAAGUCGACCCGAAGGUCGAGUACAAGCGCGAAGGCAUGCGGAUGUUCGAGCAGAUGUGGGACUCGGUCGGGGCCUACGUCACCGACCUGGUGUUCCGCAUGGAGCAGCUCAACGAGGACUUCGUGUCGAACACCUGGGCCGAAGCGACCGCCAAGCACGAGUCGGCCAGCACGCUCAGCGAAGCCGCGAGCCAACAAGAGCAGCAGGCCGACCCGGACGACCCGACGCAGUCGCAGUCCGACGCCAAGCCCGAGCCGAUCCGCAACCGCGAUCAAAAGGUCGGCCGCAACGACCCGUGCCCCUGCGGCAGCGGAAAGAAGUACAAGCAGUGCUGCUUGCGGGCGGGGUCGGGGUACGCCGAGAAGCUGCUGGGCCGUGUCCCCGUGCGGACGGGCGACCGGUCCUGCGUGUGGCUGCAUGCGGUGAGCGUCGGCGAGGUGAACCUGCUCGGCGUGCUGAUCGCCGAGCUGCGGCAGCGCCAUCCCGAUUGGGAGAUCGUCGUCUCGACGACAACGAAAACCGGCUACGACCUGGCGCGGAAGAAAUAUAGCGCCGCUCAUACGGUGUUCUACUGCCCGCUCGAUUUCUCAUGGGCGGUGGACGAAGCGAUGCGGCGUGUCCGGCCCGAUCUGCUGCUGCUCGCCGAGCUCGAGCUGUGGCCCAACCUGAUCGACGCCGCCAAGCGACACGGCGCGAAGGUCGCCAUCGUCAACGGCCGGCUGAGCGAGAACAGCUACGACGGUUACCGCAAGGUGCGCCCGCUGGUGCAGCGGGCGCUGCGAUUGGUGGACCUGCUUGCAAUCCAAGACGUGCCGACGCGCGAGCGGUUCAUCGACCUCGGCGCGAAGCGGCGCAACACGCACGUCACGGGGUCGCUCAAGUACGACGGGGCGGAGACGAAUCGGGACAACGCGCGGACGCGGGAACUGAAGCGUCUUGCCGGGUUCGGCGAGAGCGAGACGGUGUGGCUCGCGGGGAGCACGCAGGCGCCGGAAGAAGCGAUCUGCUUGCGUGUGUUCCGCGAAGCGCUCGAUGAGCACCCCGAGCUACGCCUCGUGCUCGUGCCCCGUCAUCCGGAGCGAUUCGAAGAAGUCGCCCGACUACUCGACGAGUGCGGCCUCGAUUGGAAACGACGCACCCAACUAAAUCCCUCGUCCCCCGUCCCUAGCCCCUCGAUCCUUCUGAUCGAUACCGUUGGCGAGCUCGGCGCGUGGUGGGGAACGGCCGACAUCGGCUUCGUCGGCGGCAGCUUUGGCAGCCGCGGCGGCCAAAACAUGAUCGAGCCCGCCGCUUACGGCGUGGCGACGUGCUUCGGCCCGAACACGAAAAACUUCCGGGACAUCGUGGCCACGCUCCUCAACGCCGACGGCGCGCGCGUCGUCGAGAACGAAGCGGCGCUGGAAGCGUUCGUCAACGCCUGCCUAGAGAUGCCUGAAGAAGCGAAGGCGCUGGGCGAACGCGCCAGGGCGCUCGUCACGACGCAGCUCGGCGCCACAGCACGGACCGCCGAUGCGAUCGACAAACUGAUGGGCGUAGCGGCGGCGCGGCAGCGAAUGGCGGCAUAG